This is a messenger RNA of Daphnia pulex (common water flea), 1040 nucleotides long. Its product is annotated as nucleoside diphosphate kinase-like. Lineage: Eukaryota; Metazoa; Arthropoda; Branchiopoda; Diplostraca; Daphniidae. Gene Ontology annotation, biological process: UTP biosynthetic process; GTP biosynthetic process; CTP biosynthetic process. Gene Ontology annotation, molecular function: nucleoside diphosphate kinase activity. The record is from RefSeq and is a predicted model, not a curated record. The transcript has 7 exons.
CCUCUUGUCGUGUUGGAACUUUCAAGUCACUAGUCACAUCCAGUACGUCAGCCGGUCUUCUCCUUUAAUUUCAGUCCCGAUCAAAAGUAAGUUUCAAUAAAAUGUCUGGAAACCAAGAACGUACCUACUUGAUGAUCAAGCCCGAUGGUGUCCAGCGAGGACUCGUCGGUGAAAUCAUCAAAAGAUUCGAACAGAAAGGCUUCAAAUUGGUCGCACUCAAAUUUGUCCAGCCUACUGAGGAGAUGUUGCAGAAACACUAUGCUGACCUGUCUGGCCGCCCAUUCUUUGCUGGUUUGGUGAAGUACAUGGCAUCUGGACCAGUUGUUGCAAUGGUCUGGGAGGGUUUGAACAUUGUCAAGACUGGCCGUCAAAUGUUGGGUGAGACCAACCCUGCUGACUCCAAGCCUGGUACCAUCAGAGGAGAUUUCUGUAUUCAAGUUGGCAGGUAAGACUAUUUCAAUAAAAUGUCUGGAAACCAAGAACGUACCUACUUGAUGAUCAAGCCCGAUGGUGUCCAGCGAGGACUCGUCGGUGAAAUCAUCAAAAGAUUCGAACAGAAAGGCUUCAAAUUGGUCGCACUCAAAUUUGUCCAGCCUACUGAGGAGAUGUUGCAGAAACACUAUGCUGACCUGUCUGGCCGCCCAUUCUUUGCUGGUUUGGUGAAGUACAUGGCAUCUGGACCAGUUGUUGCAAUGGUCUGGGAGGGUUUGAACAUUGUCAAGACUGGCCGUCAAAUGUUGGGUGAGACCAACCCUGCUGACUCCAAGCCUGGUACCAUCAGAGGAGAUUUCUGUAUUCAAGUUGGCAGGAACAUCAUGCAUGGAUCUGACUCUGUUGAGAGUGCCAACAAGGAAAUUGCCUUGUGGUUCAAGGAUGAAGAACUUGUUUCAUGGCAGCCAGCUGAUAAAGUUUGGGUUUAUGAAGACUAGAUCAAUUGAAAUAUUUAAUGGGGGCUGAACAUAUCAGUGUUUAUUAUUUUAACUGAGAUAUGAAAAUAUUACACUGGAAAUAUUGUCCUAUUGAAUUUCCAUCAAGAUUGU